AUGCCUCCGGUCUGCUUUCGUAGUGGCAAUGACGCGGUGUCAUCGAUGUCACGCCAUUCACAGAGAGGGCGGGGAGGGAGGGAUGAGGGGAGGGAUUGUUAUGGUGUUGCUUAUAGUCCGCAAAUUUCGUUGUCAACUUCUUCGGUGAAGGAAAUAGAAGUUCCAUCCUCUGCUCUAGAGAUUUCAAUGAUGCAACACGUGGGCAGUGCAGGGAACACAUCAAAUUCGCUCCGUCCUCGAAAAGAGAAGAAGUUGACUUAUGUGCUGAAUGGUGCAGAUGAUACUAAGCACUGUGCAGGCAUAAACUGCUUGUGUCUACUGAAGUCAUUGGGACAAGAUGAGUUUGAUUAUCUCUUCACUGGGAGCCGUGAUGGCACAUUAAAGAGAUGGGCAUUGGCUGAAGACGCUGCUGCAUGGUCAGCUACAUUUGAAUCGCAUGUGGAUUGGGUAAAUGAUGCUGUUCUUACAGGUAGUAACACAUUAGUUUCCUGUUCCUCAGAUACCACUGUUAAGGCAUGGAAUUUGUUGUCUGAUGGAACUUGUAUUAGGACCUUUCGUCAGCACUCUGACUAUGUCACUUGCCUUGCUGCAGCUGAAAAAAAUAGCAAUAUUGUUGCUUCUGGGGGUCUUGGUGGGGAGGUUUUCAUAUGGGAUCUUGAAGCUGCCCUUGCUCCUCUCUCCAAGUCAAAUCAUGCAGCUGAAGAUGAGUGUUCAAACAAUGCAAACAGUUUGGAAUCUUCUUUACCCAGUAACAGUCUUCGACCUAUCAACUUAAGUGAUAACAGUUCUCAGAAAGCUACCCAGUCUCAAGGAUAUGUUCCCAUUGCCGCAAAAGGUCAUAAAGAGUCAGUUUAUGCAUUGGCUGUAAAUGACCAGGGAACACUUCUUGUUUCUGGUGGAACUGAGAAGGUUGUGCGCGUCUGGGACCCAAGAACAGGUAUUAAGACGAUGAAGCUUAGAGGACACACUGAUAAUAUAAGAGCAUUGCUGUUGGAUUCAACUGGAAGAUUCUGCUUAUCUGGAUCUUCUGAUUCUAUGAUCAGGCUAUGGGAUCUUGGUCAGCAGCGAUGUGUGCAUUCUUAUGCUGUGCACACAGAUUCUAUCUGGGCACUUGCCAGUAAUCCAACGUUUAGCCAUGUUUAUAGUGGUGGAAGAGACCUUUCUUUAUAUUUGACAGACUUGUCAACAAGAGAAAGUGUUCUAAUUUGUACGGAGGAACAUCCUAUUUUGCAAUUGGGAUUGCAUGAUGAUGGUGUAUGGGUUGCCACAUCAGAUUCUUCUGUACAUAGAUGGCCAGCUGAACCACAUAAUCCCUUGAAAGUUUUCCAAAAAGGUGGUUCUUUCUUGGCUGGGAACUUGUCCUUUUCCAGGGCAAGGGUUUCGCUGGAGGGAUCUACACCUGUUCCUGUUUAUAGAGAACCAUCCGUAAGCAUUCCUGGAAUUCCUGGAAUAGUGCAGCAUGAGAUUUUAAACAAUAAAAGACAUGUCCUCACUAAGGACACUACCGGCUCAGUGAAGUUAUGGGAUAUUUCAAGGGGUGUGGUGAUUGAAAACUAUGGAGAGGUUUCAUUUGCGCAGAAAAAGGAAGAACUAUUUGAGAUGGUAAGCAUUCCUUCUUGGUACUCUGUGGAUAGUAGGCUUGGAAGUUUGUCAGUGCAUUUAGAAACGCCACAAUGCUUUUCUGCCGAAAUGUAUUCUGCUGAUCUCAACAUUGCUGGUAAACCUGAGGAUGACAAGGUUAAUUUGGCACGCGAAACCCUUAAAGGCCUGUUGGCCCAUUGGUUAACAAAAAGAAAGCGAAGAUUAGGAUCUCAAGCUUCACCAAAUGGAGGAAUUCCAUCUGGGAAGGAUAUGUCUACAAGGACUACAUGCUUAUCUAGAGUUGAGGUGGAUGGUAAUGCCGAAAAUGAUUCCACAGUGCAUCCACCAUUUGAAUUUUCAGCAGCUUCCCCUCCUUCUGUUAUUACUGAGGGCUCUCAUGGAGGUCCAUGGAGAAAGAAAAUUACCGAACUAGAUGGAACUGAAGAUGAGAAAGAUUUUCCGUGGUGGGUUCUUGAUUGUGUGUUGAAUAAUCGCCUUCCCCCCAGGGAAAAUACCAAAUGCAGCUUCUAUUUGCACCCAUGUGAAGGUUCUACUUUACAGAUCAUUAAGCAAGGAAAACUUAGCGCCCCUCGAAUUUUGAGAAUACAUAAAGUUGUCAACUAUGUCGUAGAAAAGAUGGUUCUUGAUAAGCCAUUAGAUAGUAUGAAUGUGGAUGAAACCUUUUCUCCAGGGAUGCCAGGAGGUCAGAUUCUACCCCCAGUUGGAGAUACUUCUCUCCUACCUGGACUCAAACCUAGGCAAAAUCUCAAGCCUUCCAUUGAAAUCUUGUGUAAUAACCAGGUACUAUCUCCUGACAUGAGCUUAGCCACUAGUGGUGCAGGGAUGGUGAUGGAUGACUUAAAGACUGGAAAUGGCAUAUGGUUGCGGAGUUACUUUGUGCACGUAAAAUUCGUGGGAAUUGUGCAUUCUUCAGGGAAUGCUUGCUGUGAUCAUAAAAUUAUUGUGCCUCUCCGUAAAUCUUGGAAACCAAUCAGAUGCCAAAUUUAG
This is a messenger RNA of Fraxinus pennsylvanica, 2589 nucleotides long. Lineage: Eukaryota; Viridiplantae; Streptophyta; Magnoliopsida; Lamiales; Oleaceae. The record is from the annotation of a GenBank genome assembly.